AUGUGGGUCGGCGGCGCGGGCGUGGCCGCCGCGGCCUUCAUCGACUUGACCUUGGCAGGCGGCGCCUAUGGCAUGGGCUUCCCGGUGUUCAGCGCGCUGCUCGAGCUCUCAACCGAUGCCGUCCUCUUCGGCGCGCUCCUCGCCCUCGUCGUCCUCCUGCAGCUACUGCGCGCCGCCUUGCGAUUGGUCGUCACGGAUCUCGGAGUCGACAUGGGGAUGGGGAUCGACAAGAUACCUCGAGAGUCAAUGGGGAGCAUGCUGGGUGACACUGCUCUGAUCGGAUGGCUCGCGUCUCUAGCUUUCCUCCUGCUCAGCCUUGUUGGUUGUUUGGUGCUGAUCGCCCUGUCACCAGCCAAGGGAUCUCUGAUGCUGCUGUAUGACAAUAGUGGCACACCACUCAACGGACGAAAAUGGUGCUCCAAGGAGGGCAACUUCGGUGAAUGGUGGAGGAUCAAGAGGAGGCCACACAGAGUUUCUAUUGGUGGUGGUCUUUUCGACGACAUCUUGAAGAUGCAAUCGAUGGGAUGGCAUGCCUCUGGCAAGGUUAAGAGCACACGGCUGUGGCUACAGAUUGAAGCCAAGGCCAUCGGAGGCCAGCUCUCGGCCCCUGCACUCAAUUUCUCGGUGGAUUGUGUGAUGGCUAGGGCUGGCAUUGAUUACUUGCUGGUGGAGCUUCACUCCUAG
Molecule: messenger RNA, 684 nt
Organism: Miscanthus lutarioriparius
Lineage: Eukaryota; Viridiplantae; Streptophyta; Magnoliopsida; Poales; Poaceae
Source: the annotation of a GenBank genome assembly